GAAGUUUUCAUUGUUCAUUCAAUCUGUCGGAGUCGGUCGUUUAACUAUAAGGAUGAAAUUAACAAUAUCGUUGGUGGUUUUUGGGAUUAUCUGCCUCACUGCUAAAGGUGCAAGUUCAAACAUAUUCGAAAAAACCUUCAGAACCUUACAUCAAGAACCUCCGCCGCCAUUGAGUAAAAGCCGGGCAAGUGCCACCAUCAAAUGGAUAGAUCAAAAGUUAGAUAAUUUUGAUUCAAAAGAAACUAGGACUUGGCGAAUGCGAUACAUGUCGAACGAUGAAUUCUUUGUGCCAGGUGGACCGAUAUUUAUAUUUGUUGGCGGGGAAUGGGCUAUUUCAAGUGGUUACCUAACAGGAGGACACAUGUAUGACAUGGCCAAGGAACACAAUGGAGCCAUGUUUUACACAGAACAUAGAUACUACGGACAAAGCAAACCGACUGAUAAUCUAAGCGUUGAGAAUCUUAAAUACUUGGAUGUAAAACAAGCUUUAGCCGACUUGGCUAACUUUAUAACAACCACAAAGCAGACGGUUGAAGGAAUGGAAAAUUCUAAAGUCAUUUUGACUGGUGGAUCAUAUUCAGCUACAAUGGUGACAUGGUUCAAGCGCUUGUACCCCAAUUUAAUAGUUGGAUCUUGGUCUUCGAGUGCUCCACUUUUUGCUAAAGUAGACUUCGUUGAAUAUAAGGAAGUUACUGGUAGAUCAAUUAAACUACUCGGAGGAGAUGCGUGCUACAACAGAAUCAAAAACGGAAUAGCUGAACUGGAGAAUAUGAUUGUGAGCAAACGGAGUGCUGAAGUAAAAGCAAUGCUUAAAAUCUGCAACAAUUUUGACGAAACAAAAGAAUUGGAUGUCUGGACAUUAUUUAGUGAAAUUUCUGACAUAUUUGCUGGUGUUGUCCAAACUCAUAGCAAAAAUGAUAUUCAAAAUACCUGUAAGAGCAUUAUGGAGGGUGAAGACGAUGUAACAGGUGUUGCGAAAUUUAUUUUGAGAAACUUUGGCAACUCAGGCUGUUCGGAUGUUUCAUAUAAGGCUUUGUUGACAUCUCUGUCGGAAUCAACUUAUACAAGUGGAAUGAUGCGGCAAUGGUAUUACCAAACAUGCAAUGAAUACGGCUGGUAUCAAACAUCGGGCUCAUCAGCUCAACCAUUUGGAAGCAAGUUUCCUGAAGACUUGUAUAUAGCGACAUGCAACGAUGUGUACGGCACUCAAUUUACAAAUGAGACCAUUUACAAGAACGUUGAUAACACAAAUAAAUACUUCGGUGGCUUGAAUCCAAAUGUAGAAAAUGUUUACAUUACUCAUGGUCAGUUGGAUCCAUGGAGUGCAAUGGGAAUCACGGAUUCCGACAAGGCUACCGUUAUACCAUUAUAUGCUCAUUGUAAGGAUUUCGGAUCUAUCAGCUCAUCGGAUACAAGUGAAAUGCAAGCAUCUAAGCUAAAAAUUGCCCAAUUAGUACGUGAAUGGUUGGCAUGAAGUUCAAACUUUUGAGAAAUAUGUAUAUAAAAUUCUAUUUUUUAAAUACAUUUGUU
Messenger RNA from Eupeodes corollae, 1530 nucleotides. RefSeq names its product putative serine protease K12H4.7. The record is from RefSeq and is a predicted model, not a curated record. Gene Ontology annotation, molecular function: serine-type exopeptidase activity; dipeptidyl-peptidase activity. The coding region runs from base 53 to 1474 and encodes 473 amino acids. The transcript has 7 exons. Gene Ontology annotation, biological process: proteolysis. NCBI's taxonomy places the organism in Eukaryota, Metazoa, Arthropoda, Insecta, Diptera, Syrphidae.